Molecule: messenger RNA, 438 nt
Organism: Enterobius vermicularis (human pinworm)
Lineage: Eukaryota; Metazoa; Nematoda; Chromadorea; Rhabditida; Oxyuridae
Source: the annotation of a GenBank genome assembly
AUGUGGUUGUUGGGGUUGUUUAUUUGUGCCUCGGACUAUUUUAUCAGGUUAUUAUCUCUUCAUUUCAACAUCAAGAACUACUUCAUGUUUGCUAUAUAUUUACCAUGUAUUGUGGUGAUGACAAGACGUCAUCUGUUGAAGAAUUCUUCUUUUAAAAUUAUGCUUUUCCUUGGUAUCAUCGAUAUCAUUUGCCUCACUGCUUGCGCUGAUAUUCCGGGCUUAUUGUCCAUUACGGGAACCGCUUACUGUGAUGCGCCAUUGUUCUUCUAUGUGCUUGGAAGUGUUGCAAUGGCUAAUCCGUUAGUCUUUCACAACGUUGUUGUGAUGUUGUCCGUGGUUACAAUGUAUAGUUCCAUAAGCUUUCGACUGCUUUAUUGCCGAAGACGGAGACAAGUGCCCUCAUGUCAAAAACGUGUAAUCUUUUUUUUCUGUCCUUAA